GCCAAGAGAGACAGAGAAACAGAGAGGAAGAGGAGAGCGAGAGGAGACUUCAGCCCUGUUCAUCCGGGAUUACUUCUUGGACUCGCUGGUGUGGACAAAGCAGAAAACACACUUAAGUCCAGCUCUCUUCCUCGUGGACAGGCUUGCUUUUUUCCUACUGACUGCAGUGGGAACUACAGUAGUUGCCGUGCGGUGGCCAUGGGGCUGACCGAAAGAGCUGUGGGGACACCGGCAGUCUUGAGUGGGGCACCUCUCCUCUCUCUCUGGAGGUUAGCACUGCUCUUUUUCUCCAUCUGGGAGCUGAAUGCACAAACCGCAGUGGAAAAUAAACCCCUGUACAUCUGGCAAACAGGUCCAUGGGGUCGUUGUAUGGGCAGUGAGUGUGGUCCUGGAGGAAGCCAGAGCAGGGCUGUAUGGUGCGCCCAUUCUGAAGGCUGGACCACUCUUCACACCAACUGUGAUCAGACAGAACGGCCAGACAACCAGCAGAGCUGCUUUAGAGUGUGCGACUGGCACAAAGAUUUGUACGACUGGCAGCUAGGCGCCUGGAACCAGUGUGUCCCGGUGUCCAUGCGCAGUGCUGGGGUUCAGCGCCCUGCUGUGUGCACCCGGGGAGAGGAGGGCAUCCAGACCCGUGAGGUGGGCUGUGUACAGAAAGUGAAUGCUGAGCCUGCAGAGGAUGCAAUCUGUGAAUACUUUGAGCCUAAACCACGACUAGAGCAGGCCUGUCUAAUACCCUGUCCUCUGGACUGUGUGGUGUCGGAGUUCAGCCCCUGGACUCUUUGUUCAAAAACCUGUGGAAUGGGCUUACAGAACCGGAUCCGCUGUAUCCUAGCUCCACCAUUGUUUGGCGGGGCAGCUUGCCCAAACCUGACUGAGUUUCAGACAUGCCAACCAGGGGUCUGUGAGGGGGAGGAGAGCCUCUACAGUCUCAGGGUGGGAGCUUGGGGGCUCUGCUCUGUCCCUCUGCCAAGGAAAGCAAGACAAGCUCCCGGAUUACCCAGAGAUGACAAACCAUCCAGAGAAACCGAUAAACUUUCCAAAGACGGAGACAAACAGUCCAGAGGGAGUGAAAAAACAUCCAGAGGGGGAGACAAGCAGUCCAGAGAGGGUGUCCUACAGUCUGGUGACGAUGAGAAGCAGUCAAAGGAAGGGGAAAAGCAGAGCAAAGAGGGUGACAAACAACACAAAGAAGGAGACAAAUGGGCCAAAGAGGGUGAUAAAGUGCGAAGAGAUGGUGACAAACCAUCCAGACCCAACAGAAAACUGAGUCGAGCUAACAGGAAACCUGACAGGCCAUCCCGACAGGCCGACAGGCCCAAACGACAGAAGAAGGCUAAAAACAAGGAGAAAAGAGAGAAGAUGAGAGAGAAAGUCAGAGAGAGGUUAAGGGAGAGAGGCAAGUCAAAGGAUCCUGAGACGAGAGAGCUUAUCAAGAAGAAGAGGAUCAAGAACCGUCAGAACCGCCAGGGAGCAAAGUUUUGGGACCUGCAGGUUGGAUACCAGACUCGAGAAGUGUCGUGUGUCCACAAGAGUGGGGAUGUUGAAGCUCUGAGCCUGUGCUCUCAAGAGACAUUACCAGUGAACUUCCAGGCAUGCGUCAUAACCAAAGAUUGUGAUGUGACGGAAUGGUCGGAUUGGUCAGCCUGCUCCAAGGAGUGCCAUGAUCCCAACGGCCCGAAGGGUGAACGCACUCGUACCAGGAAAGUGAGCCAGUUCCCAAUCGGUGGAGGAGGAGAUUGCCCGGAGCUCGAGGAGAUAGAGCCGUGCAGCCCCCAGGGAGACGGAGUACCCCCCUGUAUUGUAUACAGCUGGAAGACCACAGAGUGGACAGAGUGCCGGGUGGAUGUGCUGCUGAGCCAACAAGACCGUCGGCGUGUAAACCUUACAGCAUUGUGUGGAGGCGGGAUUCAGACGCGGGAGGUCUACUGUGUCCAAACCAGCACUGACACAGUACCCAACCUCAGCUCACUCAGGAGCAAAGAAGCAUUGCGACCAGUGGACAGCAAUCUGUGUCUGGGCAUCUCACCGAACACCACCCAGCUCUGCCAUAUAAGCUGUCCUGUAGAGUGUGAGGUGUCAUCAUGGAGUGCCUGGGGACCCUGCACCUAUGAGAACUGUCAAGAUCAAGCAGCCAAGAAAGGCUUCAAACUGAGGAAGAGGAAGAUUGUCAAUGAGCUAAUGGUCGGGAUGGGGAACUGCCCCCACCUGGUGGAGGCAAUACCGUGUGAAGACCCCAACUGCUACGACUGGCUGGUGAUUCAACUGGAGGAGUGUAUCCCUGAUAAUGAGAAGGAGUGUGGACCAGGAACCCAGAUCCCUCAAGUGCAGUGUAUCAACAGUGAUGGUAAAUAUGUGGAAAGACAGCUCUGCCGUGAUGCCAUCCUGCCCAUGCCCGUCGUCUGCGAGGUGCCUUGCCCAAAGGACUGUGUCCUGAGCCCCUGGACCCCCUGGUCUCUCUGCUCCCAUACCUGCUCUGGAAAAAACACAGAGGGAAAACAGACCAGAGCUCGCUCCAUCCUCGCCUAUAACGCUGGAGAAGGUGGAAUCCUCUGUCCAAACAACAGUGCUCUGCAGGAGGUGAGGAACUGCAAUGACCACCCCUGCACUGUGUACCACUGGCAAACAUACCCUUGGGGCCAGUGCAUAGAGGACUCCUCCAUUCCGGUCACCAACACAUCUGUGAGCAGAACACAAGGGGAUGACGCCUCAUGCUCAGUGGGGAUGCAAACUCGCAAGAUCAUCUGUAUCCGGGUCAAUGUGGGGCAGGUUCCUCCCAAAAAGUGUCCAGAGAGUCUGCGCCCAGACACAGUCAGGCCCUGCUUGCUACCAUGCAAGAGAGACUGUGUUGUGAGCCCGUACAGCGAGUGGAGCCCCUGCCCAUCAACAUGUCGAGCAGGUGGUAACAAUAAGAAGAAGCAGCUUAGGAAACGUAUUAUCAUCCAGUUACCAGCCAACGGAGGGCAAGACUGUCCGGAGGUGCUGAGCCAGGAGAGAGAGUGCGAGGCUCCAUCUGUGUGUCAUGGCUACCGGUGGAAAACUCACAAGUGGCGGCGAUGCCAGCUAGUUCCAUGGUCAGUACGUCAGGACAGUCCUGGAGCUCAGGAGACGUGCGGGCCAGGGCUGCAGAUUCGAGCUGUUUCAUGUCGGAAACAGGAUGGAGGGCAAGCAGAUGUUGAAACUUGUCUUAAGUUGGCCAGCUCCAUGCCGCCUCUCAUCCAGCACUGCCAGCUGCCCUGCCAGGAAAACUGUCAACUCAGCAGCUGGUCGAAGUUCUCCUCCUGCACUGCCGACUGCGUGGGUGUCAGGGCUCGCAAGAGGAUGCUAGUGGGGAAGAGCAAAAAGCGUGACCAGUGUAAAAACCACCAAAUGUAUCCCCUGAGCGAGACACAGUACUGCCCAUGUAACAAAUACAACGCCCAGCCUGUGGGCAACUGGUCCGACUGUGUCCUUCCUGAGAACGGACGUAUGGAGGGUCAGCUGGGCAUGAAGGUCCAAGGUGACAUCAAGGAGUGUGGCCAAGGAUAUCGUUACCAGGCAAUGGUAUGUUACGACCAGGACAACCGCAUAGUGGAGACCUCACGCUGCAACAGCCAUGGAUAUAUUGAGGAGGCUUGCAUCAUCCCAUGUCCAUCUGACUGCAAACUAAGUGAGUGGUCCAACUGGUCACGCUGCAGCAAGUCCUGCGGCAGUGGUGUCAAAGUCCGCUCCAAGUGGCUCAGAGAAAAGCCCUAUAAUGGUGGGAGACCCUGUCCUAAACUAGAUCACGUCAGUCAGGCUCAGGUGUAUGAGGUUGUGCCUUGCCUCAGCGACUGUGGGCAGUAUGUCUGGGUAGCAGAGCCCUGGAGUGUGUGGAAGGUGAGCAACGUGGAUGUGAAGGACAACUGUGGUGAAGGUGUUCAGACCAGGAAAGUCAGGUGUAUGCUGAACACUAUAGACGGACCCUCUGAGCAAGUAGAGGACUAUCUGUGUGACCCCGAGGAGAUGCCACUGGGGGCCCGCAACAGCCAGCUUCCCUGUCCCGAAGAUUGCGUUUUAUCAGACUGGGGAACCUGGAGCUCAUGUGAACUGCCGUGUAGUGGGAACAGUACCCGUGAGAGGAGCGCUUACCCACUCCGCCAGCCUGGAGAAGAGAAGGAGUGUCCCCCGACUACAGAGACAGAGCCCUGCAAACUGAACAGCAACUGCUUUCACUACUCUUACAACAUCACCGAUUGGAGUACCUGUCAGUUGAGCAACAGCGCAGUGUGUGGAAACGGCAUCAAAACCCGCAUGUUGGACUGUGUGCGUAGCGACAGCAAAUCUGUUGACCUCAAGUUCUGCAAAGAGUUGGGUCUAGAGAGGAAGUGGCAGAUGAACGCUUCCUGUGUGGUUGAGUGCCCAGUCAACUGCCAGCUGUCAGACUGGUCUCCAUGGUCUGACUGCACUCACACCUGUGGGCUGUCAGGCAAGCUGUGGAGAAGACGGACAGUGGUCCAGGCUCCUCAGGGUGACGGGAGACAGUGUCCAUCCCAGAUGGCUCAGUGGAAGCCUUGUCUAGUGAAGCCCUGCUACAGCUGGAGAUAUAGCACCUGGUCUGAGUGCAAGUCUGAGGGAGCAAGGUGUGGAGAAGGCCUGCGCUUUAGGAACGUGUCAUGCUUUGUGUCGGAGAGUUCGGGUGAGCAGGACAUCAGCCUGGUGGAUGACGAGCUGUGCGGAGAUCUGGACCCCUCGGUGGACGGAGACACACACAUUGUUCUGCAGGAACCCUGUACUGUUCCAUGUCCAGGAGAGUGCUACCUGAAGGACUGGACCGUUUGGAGUCCGUGCCAGCUCAGCUGCGUAAGUGGCGAUGACCUGGGCUUCGGAUCUGUCCAGGUCCGCUCCAGAGCCGUGGUGGCCCAGGAUCCAGAGAACCUGCUGCAGUGUCCAGAGCAGGAGAUGGAGGCACGGCCAUGUACAGACGGCCAGUGUUUUGAAUACAAGUGGGUGACUGCACCAUGGAGAGGCGCAUCACGCCAAGUCUGGUGUCAGCGCUCAGAUGGACUUAAUGUUACAGGUGGAUGCCCGGCAACUUCCAUGCCGAUUGCUGACCGAUCCUGCGACCCGCCCUGCACCAAGCCACGUUCCCUCUGCACAGAGGUGGGUGUGUGCGGCUGUAUAGAGGGCUACACUGAGGUGAUGUCAUCGGAUGGUCAGCUGGAUCAGUGUACCCUCAUCCCCGUGCUGGAGAUCCCUACCGCAGGCGACAACAGGGCUGAUGUCAAGACCAUCCGAGCCUUGAAUCCCACCCAGCCUGCAGCCAGCACACCGAGCAGGGUUGGACGCACCUGGUUCCUGCAGCCCUUUGGUCCAGAUGGGAAGCUGAAGACCUGGGUGUAUGGAGUCGCAGCAGGAGCCUUUGUUCUGCUCGUAUUUAUAAUCUCCAUGACAUACCUAGCAUGCAAAAAGCCAAAGAAGCCUCAGCGACGGCAGAUGAACAACAGACUGAAGCCACUGACUCUCGCCUACGACGGAGACGCUGAUAUGUAGAGGUCUUUCUUCUGACCGCACUGAGCUGGAGACUUUCGUCCUACUGUAGGGCACACAGGGUUGCUAUGGAAACCCCUUGAUGUCAGGGCUGCCGCUGGGCAUUGUUCAAACAACACACAGACAUCCCAGGAACAAGAGUUUGACGGAAAGAGAAACCUCAAAGAUCAAGACACUGAAUCCAUGUCCAUUAGCAGCCUUGAUAUUCCUGUCGUCAUCUUUUUUAUUUUAUUUCCGUUUUGAUACUUUCAAAAGAGCCUUCAUGAAUUCUCUGUCUUCUUUCAGAAGUCUGCCUUUGCUUCUCUUGCCAUCUACUACUGCCAGUUACAUCCAAACCAUGGCCGUUGGAGAGGGUCACACGAAAAGAUUUUGCUCUAAAAGCACAAAUCCUCUUCUUGUUAAUUUUGCCUCAGCUGAGCGGGAUAAUCUCGCUCCCUUCUUUGUCCCAUUAGGAAAAUUCAGAACCUGCAGUGUUAUUAUUGCCUGGAUCCAUCUCACGAGAAGAGAAGAUAAAACCAGAGGAGGAAAAAAAAAGUGUAAUGAAUCCCAGAGCCGUCAUCACUUCUGCCUGCCUAUCCCUUCUCUGUCUUUCAGGCAUAAUUUUGCACUAUAUUAGUGCAGCAUGAUAUGUUCCUAUGUCUAGCUUCACCAUUGGAAACUGCCUCUCUCAAUACAAGAUGGUGUACAGUUUUUUGCAAACAGAACUCACCAAUGUUUGUAAUAUUUUUCUUCUAUUACCUCUUGUAUGUGAUACGAUGGGACUCCGUGUAAAUAGAUUUUUUUUUUUUUUUUAAUUGUGGUCUCAACCUUACCUUUCUAGUAUGUACAGGUUCACGUCCCAAACUCUGCCUGAAUUAAUUUAUUCUCUGACGAGCUUUUGACUGUGACUUCAGGACUUUUACUUUUGUAAUUAAUGGAUAAACGUCACUGUUAUGGAUUCAGAGUGCAUGAGACCCAUAGAAACACAUUCAUCGUCACGAAACUUUGUAGCUGUGACAGGGGAGGAACAAAAGACGUAAACCUGGGAUGACAUCAAAUACUCAAAUACAUUUACAACAUUUAUUAACGCAAAAUCAAUAAAUUCUGUUGUUCUUGAUUGUUACGUAAAUUGUCUAAAUUAUUUUGCGAUCUCACUAUGCUUCAAACUAACUACUUUCCGUGGCGCGAUGCCCGAUCAUGUCAAAAGGUCAAAGUGUUUGAACCUUCAAACUUGUUUUACUACUUUUUUGUCAUUUUUCAUGAUUCCUGAAGUGAAUCAUCAGUUUCUGCGCAGCUCAUGGAUGUGCUCCCACCUUCUAGAUUUUGCAAUUCAACCCAGAAUCUUUGCUUCUGCCCUAUUUUCUAAUAACAACCAUUAGAGAAGGUUUACGAAUAGUAAGUUUUGGCUGAUACAUCUUUACUAACUAAAAAGAGAGUGUACCUCUAUCUUCUUUAGACAUUUUGGUCUUGAUUCAGUUUGAUUUCAUACAAGAAACAAUUCCCUGUCCUUAGCCCUGUGGAGGAGUUUCCUUCCUGUUCACAUCUGAAAAGAAAAAUUCAGCUCUGUCUUACAGGUGUCACUCAUCCAUUCAUGUUUACUGAGACUCUCCAUUCAUGUCUUUCACAGAGAGGAAGAGUUGUGGCCUCACUUUCUUAAAGAGCUUUCAGUCUGACUACAUCAGCCUGGUCGAUCUUUGGAUCCCAUGAUCAAAUCCCAUAUAGGAGCUUUUCUACUGAUAAGAGCACAUUUCAGGAAGAAUCAUUGUACGGCAACAAUUUGAUGUGAAAACUGAAACCAUACAGUGCUGCCUAACAUCACUGCCUGAUGAAAGCUCGGGGUCCUGUCACCAAAACUGAACAUUGUAUUAUUUGUUAGAAUUGAGGCAUCAUAUCGUUGCUGGAGAAUGGCAGUUUAAUAUUCUGUGGAAUUAGUUGCUAGUAAAUUAAUGGAAUGUUUAAUUUAUAUUUCUUGGAAUAUGAGUUGUAAAUAAAGUGCUAAAUAUUUCUUUUUUUUUAAAUUAUUGUUCAUGUACCAUAAUAAUGUUUCAUUUUUUACUACACAAGAUGUUAUGGAUACAUAAAAACUAGAAAAAAAAUGGAGGUGUGAAUGUGGGUGUGCUUAAAGGGAAAUUGAUAACCUUGUGAAAAAUUUGCAGAUAAAUCUGUCCAUUUCCUACUGUUUGUUUAUUUGUAUUUAAUUAAUUGCUGAUAAUAAACAAGGGGGAUAUUUGAAAGUGCAUUCUCAUGUUAUUGACUAUGAAGCAGAAGUAUCUUUCAGUCAACAAUGACUAUCUAGUCCAUGAAUAUUAGAGACUCGUAGGUAAUUUUUAAUAAUCUAUCAAUUAUUGAAGGUAAGAUUUGUUCUUAAUUCAUGGAUUGAUUCUUAAUUUAAUUGUAUCACAAUCACACAAGAGGUGAAGGUAAAAUAUGUUCAGGAGGCUGCAGUUGUUAAAUUAAAGUGAGGAAUUACAUCACACUUUGGUAUUUUACAAAAUGACAAAGCCAAUUAGAUGCUUUGGUUAAGAAAAUCUAGAAUAAUAUUUUGGUCGUGCAGUGAGUCAAACACCCAUCUGCAAACACUAAAUAUUUCUUUUUUUUUAAAUUAUUGUUCAUGUACCAUAAUAAUGUUUCAUUUUUUACUACACAAGAUGUUAUGGAUACAUAAAAACUAGAAAAAAAAUGGAGGUGUGAAUGUGGGUGUGCUUAAAGGGAAAUUGAUAACCUUGUGAAAAAUUUGCAGAUAAAUCUGUCCAUUUCCUACUGUUUGUUUAUUUGUAUUUAAUUAAUUGCUGAUAAUAAACAAGGGGGAUAUUUGAAAGUGCAUUCUCAUGUUAUUGACUAUGAAGCAGAAGUAUCUUUCAGUCAACAAUGACUAUCUAGUCCAUGAAUAUUAGAGACUCGUAGGUAAUUUUUAAUAAUCUAUCAAUUAUUGAAGGUAAGAUUUGUUCUUAAUUCAUGGAUUGAUUCUUAAUUUAAUUGUAUCACAAUCACACAAGAGGUGAAGGUAAAAUAUG
Platichthys flesus (European flounder) is the source of this 8501-nucleotide messenger RNA. Its product is annotated as thrombospondin type-1 domain-containing protein 7A-like. NCBI's taxonomy places the organism in Eukaryota, Metazoa, Chordata, Actinopteri, Pleuronectiformes, Pleuronectidae. Gene Ontology annotation, cellular component: plasma membrane. Gene Ontology annotation, biological process: actin cytoskeleton organization. The record is from RefSeq and is a predicted model, not a curated record. The transcript has 28 exons. The coding region runs from base 199 to 5511 and encodes 1770 amino acids.